AUGGAUUUCGAAUUAUCAAAUUUUAUAAACAAUGAUUUAAGACUAAUAUAUAGUGGAGAUAAGAAUUUAACAUUACAUGAAACUAUGAAUAUAAUUAAUAUCGUGUAUAAAAGAGAGUCAAAUGAUAAAUAUAAGUAUAUUAAUGAUCAUAAUCAGAUUUACAUAGAUAUUGAAGUAACAUUUUACAAGAUUAUUGAGGAAAUAGAAAUUGAAUAUGAUUUAGAUUCUUUACUUAACUUAUUUGAUAAGUGUAAUUGUUUUGCUUAUAAAGUAUCAAGUAUUUUUUAUUACGUAAAUAAUAACUAUGUAAAAUAUGAAAAUAGAGUAAAACCAGACAAUUGUUUAGAAAUUGAUUGUUUGUUUCUUUCAAUAUUAAAUAAGAGAAUUGAACAUGAAAAGGUGUUAAUUGUGUUUUUUACAGAAUUAAACAAUUAUAGAUUAUUGCCUUCUAUAAAUAGAUAUGAAAAUGCAGUUAAAUUUGAAAAGUUUAUUAAUUUUUAUAAGAAAAUGCUUAAAACAACCUUUAAUGAUCUCAUUCUUGAUGAAUUUUAUGAAAAUUACUUAAAGGACAUAAAAAGACAUUUGACAUACUUUAAGAAAGAAUCUUCAGAUAUAUCAAAGUUACUAAGAACAUGUUAUAUUGAAAUGAAUUUUGCAAAUCAUUUUGUUAAUAGAUGCUUAUUGCCAAGAAUAGCUUCUUAUAUAAAUGAUAAAUCAGAUUUAAUACUCAAGUAUGUUGAAACAAGAUUAACUAAUUUUUUAUCGGUUAAUUAUACUUAUUUUAUACUCUGUAAUAUGAAUGAUAAUAUUAAGAUAAAGUUUAAUUCAUUGUGUAAAAAACAUAUCAUUAACACACUCAAUCUUAUAAAAGUUUCUAAUCCAGUAUCAUUAUGUACAAACUACUUUAAGUUAUAUAAUCAGAUAAUUUCUAAUAAUUUUGAUAAUAUUGAUUUAUUAAAAAAAUAUGUGAGAGAAAAAAUUAAAGAAAUAAAAGAAAGUAAUUUAAAUCAAAUUAAAAAAUUCUUAAUUGAGAAAAUUAAUGAUAAAAUAAUUAGAAUUAAUAAUAACAUAGAAUGCGAUUUAAAUAGUUUAUAUUUGUUAUAUGAAAUAAUUUAUAAAGAAGAUGUUGGUGUGGAUUUAAGAACAAUGUAUCUUUAUUAUUGUCAAAAAAGGUUGUUAUUGGGAUAUGACCCAAUAAUAGAGAGUAAGUAUGAGCAAAUUAUUGGUAAUAAUAUAGAAAGAGAUUCUUAUUUGACAAGAUCAAUUAAAUCAUUCACUAACAAGAUUAAGUAUCCAACUUUUAAUUUAAUUUAUUGUCCAAAAUUAUUUUGGACUAAAUUUAUUGAAGAUACUUGCAAUAGAAAAGAGGAUCCUAAAUUGGUUGAUUUUAUCAGUAGGAGAUAUAAAUUAGGUAUAAACUUAACUAAAGUAAAUAAGGAUUUAAACAAAGAUAACAUUAAAAUGACUAAUUUGAUUAUAAGAAAUGAUCUUAGUAAAAUCACUUUUAAGAUUAAUAAUUAUACUAUUAUAUCAAACGUUAUUGAUUUUUGUAUAAUUAACUUUAUAAACGAUAAUGAAGUAAUUGAUUUAGAAAUGAUUUCAUCAAAGUUAAGAUUUGAUAAAGAAUUUAUAAUUGACAGAGUUAAUAGUAUGAUUAAUGAAGGAUUUAUAAAAUUUGAUAAAAUGUAUUUUAUAACAGCCAAUAAAGACUUAAAAUUAUAUGAACCAACAUCUAGUACAGUUAAAACGGUAGAUAUUCCAUAUGAUUGUAGUAUAAAUAAUGAGAUGGUUUUAGAAGCUAAAGUACUGAAAAUUAUUAAACAGAAAAAAUCAAUAUCUUUAAGUAAUUUAAAAACAUUAUUUGAAGGAAAUAUAUUAUUAAUAAUAGAAAAGUUAAAAGAUAAAGAUUUAGUUAAAAUUAGUGAAACAGAUAAUGAAAUAAUUGAAUAUUGUUAA
Messenger RNA from Hepatospora eriocheir, 1956 nucleotides. The record is from the annotation of a GenBank genome assembly. NCBI's taxonomy places the organism in Eukaryota, Fungi, Microsporidia, Hepatosporidae.